AUGGAUCAUCUUCAUCUCCCAUUGGUUGUUAUUGGAAGUGAUUACAACAAUGCUGCAGACACUGGGCUAGUUAGAAUUACAGCAACUCCUUUAUUAAUCAGUGGUCCUGCAGAUCCAAAUGACACUGUUAUCAGUAAUACUCCUACAUCAAUUACUGCUCCUACUACAUCAGUUACUGCUAGUAUAUCAACUGCUAUUAUUAAUAUUCCUACCACUACACCUCAAACUUCAGGAUUAUCAGGUGGUGCUAUUGCUGGUAUAGCAAUCAGUAUAAUAUUACUGAUACUAGUUAUAAUACUUAUCAUUAUUGUUUUACAAUGUCUUUACUUCAGGAAAAAAAAUAGAAAAUCUUCUUGUGAAAAAGAAGCAACUGCUUUAGGUAAUAUAUCAUCAAUUCCUUCAGUACCUAAUGAAGCAUAUGCAGCAGUUGAUUCAAUUGUUAAUGUACAAGAGAAUGUGGCAUAUUCUUUACCUGCAGGACACACCAUUACUGCAGCUAGUCCUCCUACUGGAUCAUCAACUGCUCCACCUGCUGUAUAUGAAACUAUUAAUUCUUAA
Messenger RNA from Amphimedon queenslandica, 558 nucleotides. RefSeq names its product cell wall integrity and stress response component 2-like. The coding region runs from base 1 to 558 and encodes 185 amino acids. Lineage: Eukaryota; Metazoa; Porifera; Demospongiae; Haplosclerida; Niphatidae. The transcript has 3 exons. The record is from RefSeq and is a predicted model, not a curated record.